AUGCAGCGCUUUGUCCCUAUAGCCCACAUCGUUGCGGUGGUCUUCGCCAUUAUCGAGCUCGGGCUGACAGCUUAUCUGGUAUCUCCGGAUGGCUGGACUCCGAGUGUCUUCGGGUUCAUGCACUUCAGCUCGAUUUGGUCUCUGGUGGUUCUUGCCUAUAUUGGUUUGACACCCUUAUACUUCGCCCGUGUCUUCCACCGUUUGGCGGCUCUGGGUCUCGAAUGGAUCACGAUGAUCUUCUGGUUCGCCGGCUCCAUCGCGCUGGCCGCGAGAUGGGGCUCUCCGAGAUGCGACGGCAACACAUACUGCGGCUCUGUCGGGGCAGCGAUUGCCUUUGGCUUCUUUCUCUGGGCCACAUUUGCUUUCCUUGUCUUUGUCGAUACCCUCGAAGCGCUCCGAAGUCGCGGCCAUCAUACCUCGACUGCCCAUCCUAAGCCACCGAUGGCCGUGUAA
Canariomyces notabilis is the source of this 453-nucleotide messenger RNA. RefSeq lists its product as uncharacterized. NCBI's taxonomy places the organism in Eukaryota, Fungi, Ascomycota, Sordariomycetes, Sordariales, Chaetomiaceae. Bases 1 to 453 code for a protein of 150 amino acids. Gene Ontology annotation, cellular component: membrane. The transcript is spliced from 2 exons. The record is from RefSeq and is a predicted model, not a curated record.